CCGCGUUCCUAGCCGGGAGCGACCUGGAGUCCCGAGCCUCGCGCCCCAGCCGCCGCCGCCGCCGCCAGUUUUGGCUCCUGCCCGUUAGAAAGAGGAGGGAGGGGGCAGAGAGCGCGAGGAGGGAGGCGACCGGAGCCGGAGGGUCCCGAGUCCAGCACCGUGAUGACGUAGAGAAACUUUCCCUCUGGGCCACGGAAACGGCGCCCCGGCCGUGCUGGAGCCCAGAUCACCCGGCUCCGAGGACGCUGCAGCUCUCCACACCCUUGCCCGAAGCCUGACCCGACUGCAUUGGUCCGUAAGGGACGGAGAGAGACGACUUCGGGGUUUUCGCUGGCUGCGAGCCCGCCUACCGCCAGAUAAUAAAAUCUCUUCCAUGGGCCUGUGUCUCCUGAGUCAUUCUGGGGUAAGGAGGGUCACGGCGAGAUACCCUUUCAUUGGUGCUGUGACUCGGAUGAGGCUCUCCCAUUGACUUUGCUCUUCCUCCGGGAACCUGAAUUGCUCUGGGAACCCUCACUGCCCGAUCCUCCUCCACGGGCUCACCGUCCAUCUCCCCAGUCGCUCAUCUUCUCACCCAACACCAGCCUUCAAUUUGAACCUAAAGGUGUGAUUGAAGGAAAUAUCUGCCUAGUUGAUCUUCAUCAUGAACCGUGCUUUCAGCAGGAAGAAAGACAAAACAUGGAUGCAUACGCCUGAAGCUUUAUCAAAACAAUACAUUCCCUAUAAUGCAAAGUUUCUUGGCAGCACAGAAGUGGAGCAGCCCAAAGGGACAGAAGUUGUGAGAGAUGCUGUAAGAAAGCUAAAGUUUGCAAGACAUAUCAAGAAAUCUGAAGGUCAGAAAAUUCCUAAAGUUGAGUUGCAAAUAUCAAUUUAUGGAGUAAAAAUUCUAGAACCCAAAACAAAGGAAGUCCAACACAAUUGCCAGCUUCAUAGAAUAUCAUUUUGUGCAGAUGAUAAAACUGACAAGAGGAUAUUCACUUUCAUAUGCAAAGAUUCUGAGUCAAAUAAACAUUUGUGCUAUGUAUUUGACAGCGAAAAGUGUGCUGAAGAGAUAACUUUAACAAUCGGCCAAGCAUUUGACCUGGCAUACAGGAAAUUUCUAGAAUCUGGAGGAAAAGAUGUUGAAACAAGGAAACAGAUUGCAGGACUACAGAAAAGAAACUUAGUGUUCUCAUGUGACUUUGCUUCACUUCCUGAUGCUUCUCAUGGGGAUCAGAGCAGCAGAAGCAACAGAUGCUGGAUUCAAGACUUAGAAGCAGAAAAUAUGGAACUUAAAAACAAAGUACAGGAUUUGGAAAACCAGUUAAGAAUAGCCCAAGUAUCAACAUCUCCAGCAGACAGUGUGACACUUAAGUCACCCUCCACUGACAUCUUUGAUAUGAUUCCAUUUUCUCCGGUAUCACACCAGUCUUUGAUACCCACUCGCAAUGGCACGCAGCCACCCCCAGUACCAAGUAGAUCUACUGAAAUUAAACGGGACCUGUUUGGAGCAGAACCUUUUGACCCAUUUAAUUGUGGAGCAGGGGAUUUCCCUCCAGAUAUUCAAUCAAAAUUAGAUGAGAUGCAGGAGGGGUUCAAAAUGGGACUAACUCUUGAAGGCACAGUAUUUUGUCUCGACCCGUUAGACAGCAGGUGUUGAUGUCAAGAACAGGAGAUCCUGAUUCAUGUUAAGUUUGUUUUAUGUAUAUAUACAUCAUUUAUUCAUUAUUUUAUGACAGGAAUUAUGCACAUACCAAUAUAUUUUUUAAUAUCUUAACUUUUCAAAAAUUAUUUCAGUGAAAUGUUCUCUUACAUUCAUUGUAGAUUUCUAACAUUUUAUUUUAAAACAAAUCAUAUUUUAUGUUCCUUUCUUUUUGUUAUAAGUGAAUUUGUAAUAAAAAAACCAAUUUAUCCAAAUAUCUGCCCUGCAUCUGAGUUCUAAAUAAUUAUCAUCUUAAAAAUUCAUGUUAAAUCUGUGGGCUACUAGUUCAUUAUUGAUUCCCAAAAGCCAUACCAUAAUAAUUCCUUUCAACGUCUUGAGGAGAUAUACUAAAGCCAGACUAAAUAUGACCUGUAUUCAAGUAAAUAAACAUGUUACCAUCCAUUAGAUAGAUGUAAUUUUAUUUAUUGAAUGUCACUUAUAUCAUUGGGAAAAUGUAAAUUUGAAUAUAAUGCCACCAAUUCAUUUUUAGCAGGUAGAAUAACAAAAAUAUAAAUCCCAAUUAUAAUUAAACCAAAUAAUUAGGGUAUAUAUUAGUAAAAGCAAGGUCAUAAUAAUAUUAGUUAUUAUCAGUUAACUCUAAAUAUUAUAUUUAUUUCAUAAAUAAAUAUUGCAGAAAAAACUAGAAUUUCACGAUUUAUAAAACACUUAAAAUUUAAUUUCUAAUGAGAUAAAUCACACUGCUAAACAUCUAACUGUCAUCGGAUGUGAUGUUUUCCUUAAAAGCACUUGGAAUAUAUGCUGUGUGUAGUUGCAAUGUCUAUACCCAUAUUUACUUUACCAAAUAUAUUUUUUUCUCAAUAAGGUUAUCCUUCUCAUGUUUUCUCCUUUGAUCUUUUCUCACCAAAGUUGAUUUCGUGAUGCCCCACUAGUUUUAAUACUUUAAAAUCCGUGGCAACUAUUCUUUAUGAAUCAUCAAUAUUAAUAAGCAAAUUUAUAUUUGUACUUGUUUUGUUGAAGUCAGAAUCUCAUUUUCACAAAAAUCAAGUUGCUGCUCAGUUUAGUCUAGCAUGAACAAUAAAAUUUUCUUGUACCUCA
This is a messenger RNA of Manis pentadactyla (Chinese pangolin), 2734 nucleotides long. It is a transcript of the gene GULP1, whose product is annotated as GULP PTB domain containing engulfment adaptor 1. Bases 641 to 1636 code for a protein of 331 amino acids. The record is from RefSeq and is a predicted model, not a curated record. The transcript has 13 exons. NCBI's taxonomy places the organism in Eukaryota, Metazoa, Chordata, Mammalia, Pholidota, Manidae.